Molecule: messenger RNA, 645 nt
Organism: Racocetra persica
Lineage: Eukaryota; Fungi; Glomeromycota; Glomeromycetes; Diversisporales; Gigasporaceae
Source: the annotation of a GenBank genome assembly
AUGGGAUUGCCUCCGGAUUUGGAGGCAAAAAGUUUAUGGCUUGAUGUGGGAAUAGAAGAAAAGAGACUAAUCCCUGGAAACUCUAAAGACAAUUUUUGGGAAAUGGGUGAGACUGGUCCUUGUGGUCCCUGUUCAGAAAUUCAUUACGAUCGUAUUGGUAAUCGUGAUGCUGCACAUUUAGUUAACCAAGAUGAUCCCAAUGUGGUCGAAAUUUGGAAUUUAGUCUUUAUGCAAUUCAAUCGUGAAUCGGAUGGUUUACUUCGUCAAUUGCCAAGCAAACAUAUUGAUACGGGCAUGGGAUUAGAACGUCUCGUUUCAGCUUUACAAAACAAAUAUUCGAAUUAUGAUACAGAUAUUUUCUUGCUCCUAUUUAGAAAAAUUCAAGAGUUAACCGGUGCAAGACCUUACUCCGGCAAAGUUGGCGUAGAUGAUGUUGAUGGUUUGGAUAUGGCAUAUAGAGUAAUCGCAGAUCAUGUACGCACCCUGACAUUUGCAAUUUCAGAUGGCGGUGUACCAAGUAACGAAGGACGUGGUUAUGUAUUGAGAAGAAUUUUGAGACGUGGUGCGCGUUAUGCUAGGAAAAAAUUUAAUGUAGCAAUUGGCCAUUUCUUCUCAAGCCUUGUAGAUACGGUUGUCUGCGAAAUG